AUGUUCGGCCGUCCAUCGCGGUCGUACGCUGCGGUCAAUCAUGAUCAGGACGGGCUGAGUAGCGUGACCAACACUGCGCCAUAUACGUCCGGGUCGAAGCGUGUGGAAGGAGGAUUCAAGACGUACCGACCUCCCCUUAGCGAGACGCACGGCAAGCGCACUAUUCACUCCCACGACCCCAAUCCCAACUCCGCGUUUGCCCCUCUUCCCCCUGCGUUCCAACUCCAACUCCACCGAAACAAGAAGGACAUUGCCCGUCUUGGCCAAGCGGCAGAGCUCGACCGGAUCCUCGACCCCGACUACAAGACCACCAUCCCCUCGCACGUACACGAUGGGACCAACGGCGAGUCGUCAUCUAUGGGUGCAUCCCGGUCGAACCGAGGCGGCAGUAUUCUCUCCCGUCAUUCCAACGGGAACGGAACGACCGGACUAGGGAUCAAGUCGACUGCGUCGCUCGGCAACUUCAAGUCGGCGAUGAAUCUCGGCGGGAAGAAGGGACCAGUGUACAUGGAUGGGAAGGGACGGAUGCACGAUACGGAAUAUGAUCCGUUCAAGGGUGUAUCAGAGGCGAGUCGGAAGAACUCGAGGAGGCGGUCCGCGUUCGGCUCGGAUAGGCGGCAUGGGAGCGGGAGCUCUUCCGGGUCUUCGGCGGGCAGUGAGGCGGGGGACGGGACGUCGGAGCAUGCCACGUCUGCGGGAGGGGGAGGGCGGAAGAGUGUAGAUGGGGGAAGGGAAGAAGAGGAGGCGAGGCGCAGAGCAGAGCUGGAGCGGAGAAGGCUGGAUGAAUUGUCGGGGAUUGCGAUGGCGAGACGGAGGAGUAUGAUGUCUGAGCGGAGCGGAAGGGGGACGCCCAGUCUACGCUCAAGCGAGGAUGGCGGGUCCAUGUCGACCAACCCUCACGAGCAGGGACGGUAUGGCGCGGGUCUCGGAACCCAGCGGACCCGGAGUCAACAGGGCGGUAUAUACUAUUACACCCCGUCUCCGCUUUCACCGACGUUCGAGAGUGGACAUACGGACUCGCCUCUUCCCGUCCCGGACACCCCUGCGCUCUCAGUCACCACCUCUCGCGCACGGACCAAUACCACCUCGGACGGGGGAGACGACCAUCCUCGCAAAGUCACCGAAUCGACCCUUGCUCCUCCUGGAACAUCGUCGCCUCCUCCCCCGCCCCCUCUGUCUCCUUUCCCAAGGCAUAAAUCGCCCUCCAUGACGCGCGAGCCGACCAAGGAGAAGAUCGAGAUCCGCUCGGACGGGUCCAAGAAGAUUACCGGGUUCGACGCGCCCUCGUCCCCUAUGCCGCCGUCCUACCCCACCUCCACCACCCCGCUGCAGCAGCCCAACCAGGCACUCGACGUCCCCUUAUCGGCCAAAUCGGGGCAGUCUCGCGGCUCCCGCGGCUCGUCCGACCGGGAACAGUACCGGGACCGCGAGCGCGGGGACGGGGAAUCCAUGAUAUCUCAAGCGCGCAGACCCAAGCCCGCCGAGCGGCCAAGAGAGGAACUUUUCCCCGAGACCCCGGCGCAAGCCAAGAAGCGAGAAGAGAGGGAACGUCGAGCGGGCCGGACAACGUCCUCUGCGCGCGUCCCAUCCUCCACUCGCGGUCUGGCGACCGACUCGCCACUCACGGGAACGAGCACCCGCCUCCUCCCCGAAAUCCAGAUCGUGGCGGAUGAUGAUCCGCGUAUCGUCUUCAACCCGUCUGGGGCGGUCACGCGGGUACAGACGGUACAUGAUCAUGUGAUCCGGGGACCGUUCUCGCUUGCGCUCCAGGCGCAGGGACAGGGGCUGGCGAGGAUCCCGUCGGGCGGAUCGAGGAAUGGGUCGAGGGCGGGGAGUCCAGGACCUGGCGGUGGUGCAGGAGAGAUCGGGCCGGAUGGGUUCCCUAUAUUUGGGCCAGGUGCAGGAGGUGGAGGUGGAAGUCGUCGGCCGUCCUCGGUCAAAUCCACGCCGUUCUCGCUUACGGGCAGCGCGAGGGGGAGUGGGGUGAUCGAGGAGGGUCAAGGAGGGUAUUUGCCGUCGAGAUGGGCGAAUGGGGAUAGGCGGCUCCGGACGACCGAGGAGAGUAAGGAGGCGUAUAGGCCGAAAGAAUGGGGUGGGAAACAUGGGGAUUUGGGUGGGAGGCAGGAGGAGUGGAAACCCGAUGCUAAAGAGCAGUUCAAGCGACAGUGGAAGGAUAUGCAGACGAAUGCGAGGUUUUCGCUCUUCCGCGCCAAGAAGAAGCUGGAACGCAAGGUGUAG
Messenger RNA from Dioszegia hungarica, 2238 nucleotides. RefSeq lists its product as uncharacterized. The transcript has 3 exons. NCBI's taxonomy places the organism in Eukaryota, Fungi, Basidiomycota, Tremellomycetes, Tremellales, Bulleribasidiaceae. The record is from RefSeq and is a predicted model, not a curated record. The coding region runs from base 1 to 2238 and encodes 745 amino acids.